This is a messenger RNA of Leptinotarsa decemlineata (Colorado potato beetle), 612 nucleotides long. RefSeq lists its product as uncharacterized. The record is from RefSeq and is a predicted model, not a curated record. Lineage: Eukaryota; Metazoa; Arthropoda; Insecta; Coleoptera; Chrysomelidae.
ACCAUGCUUUCGCCAUUAGUGGUAUUGUAUUCAAUUGUCGAUGGUCUCAACUUGGUCAUUUUUACAGAUAAAGAUCACUACACAAUGUACGCAGUCGCCAAGAUAUUUUUGCUUGCAUAUUCCCUCUAUUUGACGAGUGCUGACUUAACAAUUGAUGAAUAUGAUGAACGUCGAAUUAUUGAGGUCAAACAAUGGCAUACUACUUGUCGAGAUGUGACUGGAAUUACAGAAGAAGAGUUAGCUAGCCUGAAGGCUGGUCAUUUUACCGACGAUGUUAACAUGAAGAAAUACUUGCUCUGCAUGUGGAGAAGUGCCGGUAUCAUGGAUGAGAACUUGGAUUUGGUUCCUUACAGGCUGAUGUAUUGUCUACCACGUCGUCUGGAAAUUAAAGAGGAACUAGAUAUGGUGGAAGGUUGUCUCAAUGAGGGAAAACAAGCAGGUGGCGAACAAUACGAACAGAUUUUUGUAAUGCAACAAUGUCUGUACAAGAAAGAUUCAGUUAAUGUCCUCAUGUUUUGAGAGGGAUCACCGGACUCGACCUCGCUUCCAAUGAUGUAUGAUGUAUAACUUAUGUACUUACCGUUUACUCGAAAUUAAAUAGUUUGAAGCAUU